Molecule: messenger RNA, 7251 nt
Organism: Lepisosteus oculatus (spotted gar)
Lineage: Eukaryota; Metazoa; Chordata; Actinopteri; Semionotiformes; Lepisosteidae
Gene: osbpl10b
Product: oxysterol binding protein-like 10b
Cellular component (GO): membrane; intracellular membrane-bounded organelle; cytosol
Molecular function (GO): cholesterol binding
Source: RefSeq, a predicted model, not a curated record
AAAAAAAAAAGCAAACCACAAACAAUAUUGCGAGUGGCUUUCUACACGAACAAAAACAAACAUAAGACAGGUUACAAAGAAGAAGCAGCCGCUAAUGUGUAGCUAAGGGGUCUCAUGAAGUUGUUGGCAGAGAGAAGCACAGUGCGUCUGUCUCAAAUUCCCACAAACCACUCAGCACGAAACAAACAAACAAACAAACAAACAAACAAACAAACAAACCCAACAACUACUCCUGUUCUCACUUCUAAAAUGCACUGGCCCCCUAGUUUAAGCCGUGUCCUCUGGGUGGGGUUUUUGUGCCAAGAAUCAAAGAAAAUGCAUUUCCAAACCAGCGGGGUGCCAGAAGUUCCGACCAACAACGAGACAGCUGUAGUUUGGGGGGGAAAAUACAACAACAACAACAACAACAACAACAAACACAAAUAGAGAACCGUGCCCGACCGGUACAGCGGCCCUGCAGCUGGGCACGGCUCGGGCGUGCUAGCCCGGCAUUGCGCUGGUGGUUUUCCAGGGGUUUGCUCCGCUCUGCGCGAUGAUGUUAUUUGCUCGCUGGAGCGGAGUGUAAUAUCCGGGUUGGCGGAUAAGCGGAGGGAGUGACCCUACGGUGAUUUCCAAGAGACGAGAGAAAAAAAAAAACACACACACACGCUACCAGAGCGCAGCACAGUGCCACAGCUGCAGCGGCCGGAGGAGACUAUGGGGCAAUGACUGACUGGGGCGAGUGGCCGGGACAGACAGACACCCAGCCAGACCGAUAUGGAUCCUGCAUCUUUGAAGUUCCCUCUGUGAUUCCAGAAAGAGGGAGAGAGAGAGAGAGAGAGGGGCGUGUUUUUCUCCCCCCUCCAAUGCCGAUGAAAUAUUAAAACAGUGCGAAGAAUUGUCGCCAGAAUGGAGAAGGCGUUGAGCGACUCGCAUCCCGGGACCCACAAAACGAGUUCGGGCUCCUCGUCUUCCUCGGACCGGGGCAGCGCCGCCAGGAAGGCGGGCAGGAGCGGCUCCCACAGCCCGGGAUCGGGGUCGGGGUCGGCUGGCAGCCCGGCGGGGUGCGGGGGCAGCCGGGCAGGAGUGCCGGGGAACAGCGCCGGGCUGCCGCAGCAGCUGGAAGGGGUGUUGAGCAAAUACACCAACCUCCUCCAGGGCUGGCAGAACAGGUACUUCGUGCUGGACCUGGAGGCCCGGGUUCUGCAGUACUUUGUCGGCGAGCCCAGCAAGACCCAGAAGCCGCGGGGAGCGCUGCCUCUGGCCGGGGCCUCGGUGUCCCAGAGCGAUGAGGCUCCCCACAUGUUCGUUGUUUACUCCGCAAACGGCGAGCUCUAUAAGCUCAGAGCUGCUGAUGCCAAGGAGCAGCAGUUCUGGAUGAGCCAGCUGCAGGCCUGUGCCAAGCUCUCCGACAGCAGUGCCAAGGGCUCUGCGGCCGGCCGGACCCGGAGCUUCUCUCUCCUGCCACACGGGGGCGCCAACACCUCCUCGCCCGGCUCCCAGAAACAGCUGCCCCACGGCGGGGGGUCCAGCAUCGUCACCAUCACCCACCACAAGUCUCCCGCCGCCGCCCGCAGAGCCAAGAACCAGUAUCCGGGGCGCCUGCUGGAGGUGAAGGAGAUCAUGAGCCAGGCCGAGGGACAGCAGAAGAACCUGGUGCACUCCAUCGAGUCCCUCCCUGCCAAGGGGCCGCUGUCCGCCCUGGACCCGGAUCUGCUGCUGCUCAAAGCUACAUCAGCAGCCACCCUCAGCUGCCUGGGAGAGUGCCUCAAUAUCCUGCAGCAGAACGUCAGCCAGGCCACCCAGCAGAGCAGGGGGGUGCCCACUGAGACCGUGCCCGCCUGGCCUGGGCCGAAGGCGUCGCAGUCGGCCGAGCAGCUGAAGAACGGCGGCCUGACCCCCUUCACCUCGGCCAGUGCCCACUUGUCGUGGUCUGCAGAACCUUCCCCGGCUCCGUCUCUGAGCAGCACGGGCCUUCCCCAGGGCGAGGAGCACCCGGCUCCAGAGGCCAUUAACCCCAGUGAAGAGGUGACGGACACCGAGGACAACGAAGAGGAGGAUCUAGGAGUCAUGGAUGACCAACGCAGCAUCAUCCUACACCUCCUCUCGCAGCUCAAACUGGGCAUGGACCUCACCAGGGUGGUGCUUCCCACCUUCAUCCUGGAGAAGAGGUCCUUGCUGGAGAUGUACGCCAACUUCAUGGCGCACCCCGACCUGUUCGUCGCCGUGACGGCGGCGGCCACGCCGGAGGAGCGCAUGGUCCGCUUCGUGGAGUACUACCUGACCGCCUUCCACGAGGGGCGCCGGGGCGCCGUGGCCAAGAAGCCCUACAAUCCCAUCAUCGGGGAGACGUUCCUCUGCUCCUGGGACGUGCCCAGGGACAGGGCGCGGCCCCGGAGGGCGAGCGGCGCGGCCCCCGUCCCCGGCGACCAGCAGGACUCUUGCAGGGUGCGGUUCGUGGCCGAGCAGGUGUCCCACCACCCUCCCGUGUCCGGCUUCUACUGCGAGUGCAAGGAACGGAAGAUGUGUGUCAACGCUCAUGUGUGGACCAAGAGCAAGUUCAUGGGCAUGUCCAUAGGAGUGUCCAUGGUUGGGGAAGGACUGCUUUGCCUUAUGGAGCACGAUGAAGAGUAUGUCUUCACCCUGCCUUGUGCCUACGCCCGCUCCAUCCUCACCGUGCCCUGGGUCGAACUCGGGGGCAAGGUUUCCAUAAACUGUGCCAAGACCGGCUACUCUGCCACCGUCACGUUCCAGACCAAGCCUUUCUACGGGGGAAAAGUGCACAGGGUGACAGCAGAAGUCAAACACAACCCCACCAACACGAUAGUGUGCAAGGCUCAAGGGGAGUGGAAUGGAACCCUUGAGUUCACCUACAGCAGUGGGGAGACCAAAGUGAUCGACACCACCAAACUGCCAGUCACCAGGAAGAGGAUCCGGCCGGUGGAGAAACAGGGACCCUUUGAGUCCAGACGACUGUGGCAACAUGUGACUGCUGCCCUCAAGGAGGGGAACAUCGACGCGGCGACCGAGCACAAGCAUCGCCUGGAGGAGAGACAGCGCGCCGAGGAGAGGCAGAGAGCAUCCAGCAACACACCCUGGAAACCCAAAUACUUCAUCAAGGAGGGCGAAGGCUGGAUAUAUCACAAUCCACUCUGGAAAACCCUUUGACGAGAACUCGGGGGACUGCUGCCAGCCAGCCAUCCCUGAGCCCAGCGCCGGGGAAGACCAUCUACGAGCUGGGAGAGGAGCUGGUGAGAGCAGGGCAAGAGAACUGCAGUUCGCUCAGAAACUCGCACCAGAUUCCUAACAAAGGAGUAUGAAAAGAUGAUGACAAAAACUGCCAACGAAGAAUAGGACCGCAAGCUCCCGGGCGUGUUCUCACAGAGAGCCAUCCUGGUAUAAACACUCCUAGGCCGACAGACUCUUUCGCUUUUUGGGCUUGGGGGUGAGAGACUCCGUUUUUAUUAUCAAAACUAGAAUAUUUCUAUUUUUCACUCUGCCAAGAACUUUUUUUGCUCACACACAAGUGAUUUGUCACUGCCGUUUCUCUCCGUCUCUCCUGUCCCAUCAAAACACACAGUGCAAGAGAAUGUAUCUGGCCGCCACAGCACGUGUCUGUUGCUCCAGCAGCUGCCCUGCCUCUCGCCACGCUAGAAAGGUAGCUCUCCAGCACCUCCCUGAGGUCUGUGGAGCACCACGGUGUUAUUGUGAACUUCCAAAGAUGCCUCCCGUUUGCAUGUUCCAUGUUCCUGCGAGACUCGGAAGGCUGUGCAUUAACAAUCAGACAGACCCAGGUCUAGCUCUCCCUGACAGUGGUUGUUGCUGCACAUUGCUGUCUGUCGUGAAGCCAACUCGAUCUUUGAGAUCCCAGCUAACAUUCCAGUUGAUGACUUGAGUUUUGACUUGAAGGGCUUUUUCAGGACUAGACUCUAAAAUGUUUUUAUGUAUAAUCUCAUUCGUGGCUUCCUUGCAAUGACCUGCACUCAUUUACAACAUAAAAAUACCCGUCGUCCCCAUAGUCAACCGUGAAAGUAAGUUUUAAUACGCCGCGUCUUUCACAAGUAACUGGGAGAGUUGGUGUGUUCAAGGCCAGUAAUCAUUUAUCUGAGGGUCUUUACAAGGGCUGCCGGUGACGUGCGAUUGUGUUGCAGUCGAGGCUUGAUCUGCUGUGGUCUGUAAUCUUUUUAUUGAUCAUUAUGUAUCCUGCCACCUCCUCCCUUCUGUAUGUUUCCUGUCAUCUGCGUGUUUUCACUGCUUUCUCGUUGGAUGAGCACUACAGGGGACCCUUAUUCUGCCCUUCAAGGGUCUUUAAGGGUCUCUCUAAGUCUUCAGUGUUGGAAGAACAGAGAAAGGCUUCAGUUUGUCCGGUUAAAGCAAGCAUUUGGUUAGGUGGUUAGAAAACUGAAGAGUUACGAGUGAGCUGUAUAAUGGUGGCUCUCUGUGACCAGGGCAGGUCACCUCAGUUCUACAGUUUCGUCUUUUGCUUGCCUUGCAGUGAUGGUUAUGUACGGGGAAGGGCGGUUUUUGAAGUAGAGAAGCCAAGAAAUUAUUUUAAGUGUGCAAAGCAUAAAGUGUGUAAAGAGUUUUAUAGCACUUAAAGGCACCAUUGUUCUCCUUCAGCACAGGGAGUCCAGAACAGGAGCCAGAAUAACUUCUCUUCUGCAGUGGCACUUAAGCGCCAUCCUUGAGUUUGUUGUGAGACGGUGCAGGCCCAGUGUGUCUCUGUAGCAAACACAGGAGCAGGACGUAUUCCACAUAGUCUUUGGUGCUCAAGGUAGAAACACUGAACACUUUUAGAUGUAUUUCUCCUUUGGCCGUUUCAAACAAAGUGGGUUCCUUGUCAAAGGAAAAACAUGGUCUUUCUAACCCCAACCUGGACAUAUUCCUAACCCUCGACUUAAGUCAUGUAACACUAGCUUUAGAACAAUGCCAAAGAUUUCACCAAACAUCAGUGAAAAUUCUUCCCAAAGUCAUAAAUAAGGAGCUUUAUUAAUUGUCCUGCCUAGAGCUCCAUACUCGGUUCCACCUGAACAUCUGCUGAAGAUCAUUUCUGUUCUUAGAUAACAGCAUAAUGUCAGAUUGAAGGUUAGGAUUAGACCGUCCCUUAAAAUUGAUUAAUUUGGAAUUAUAACUUUUUUUAACAGGAUUACAAAUAUAGGAUGAGUGAUGUUUCUGAAAUAUCUUCCGUUUUUUUUAUUGCAGCUAAAUUGGAUUUGCAGACAAGAUUGGCUGCAUUACGAUUACCCCUAAGCAGACUCCAAGACCUGCUACCACAAAGCUUUCGAGCUUCCCCUAAAAUUUCAUUCAAUUUCAAGCUUUGUUUUGCAGAAUUAGUCUAUUUCAAACAUAAUCGUACCAUGCUGAAAUCUGAAGGUUGAUGCUUUUUUCUAAACCCUAACCUGGUAAUAUUUGUAACCCCAGAUUUACUGCUCUUUUAACACCUGGUAGAAAGUGUGAGAGACGCAUGCUAUCUCAGUAUACUGGUAGCAGGUCUAGUGGGCAGUAAUAGUUUUAUACUAUUGCUUUACAAGUGAUUGUUUUAGAGCGGCCAGUAUUCUUGCAUUUAUAGCAUGACAAAGGUCUUCAGUGUUUUUUGACUAAAACAUGUUUACAGAGAAAUAUGGCUAAUGCAGCAUUUUUUUAUAGUUCAAGCAUUAAUUGCUCUUAGGCAGUCAUUUCUUUCUCCGUGAGGUCUUCUAAAUCAGUGUCAUGUUCAUCUGCCUAGUGACAGUUUAUACAUCCACACAAAUGCAGUGUCGUGACUUGUGUAAAUAGAGGGGCUACUGUGAUUCAGCCCACUUUGCGAUUUCGCACAACAUCCGCAUGUGUUCCCUGGAGCUCUGAUGAGAGCAAGAGCUGUAAUUAGACUGUCUUGUUAAGUGGAAUACAAUAGAAACGUAUGUUAGAGUAACACUCUUUAAUUGGAAACUGGCCCACUCUUUGUGCAUUGAUUUUCAUGGACUGAAAGCCAGGUUCUUCCUUGUAUAUAUGGGAAGAUUGAAUGUCUCCAUGUUACAGCUGGCUCAAUUCUUCAGUAUUUAUGCAUAAUGCAUGAGGAGCCUUCAUAAAGGGAUGGCAAACACCCAUGAAAAAUGACUGCAGUGCACUUAGCAGCGUGCUGGCGAUUUACGAAUACAACUCGUGGGAAAUCUGAAUAGUAAGAUGAGAGGAGAACUGGCGUUACCCUUUAAGUGGAAUGCAUGCAUGGCUUCACAAACAGUCGAGUUAUCAAAGAUUGUUCCACAUCAGACAGGUGCUGAAGCCCCGACAAUUAUUUUGGUCUUUGUUUCAUUUUGUGAAAAGAAGAGCAGUGCGCCCAAAAAACAAAGUAACAGGUAACUGCUCCUGGUUAUGAUUUGCAGAAUCAUCUGUUUUACAGCCUGAUGACUUAGUGAUAAUGCACAUAAAAUCCCUGAGCACUCCGCUUUAACGACCAUGCUGAAAAUGGUCAGGGGCUAGUAUUGUGUGGAAUACUCUUUUCUUUAGAGGACCAUGGACAAGAACAAAACUGGUGCUGUACGUGUGUUUUCAUCUGGAGCUGUGUCAGUCCUGUCUCCGAUAUUGAGCUCCAGUAUCUGUUAGGAAAGUCUGGAUAUGGACAGUGUCCUCUCUGCUUUUCCUAUCCGUAAGAAUGGUGUUGAGGUGAGUUGGUGUGGGUAACAUCAGCUGCUUUGAAGAAACUGGCAAAGGAUGAGAGGAGAAUUCUGUCUUGUUCUUGAAUCAAUUCUGAAAUAAAUUCAGGCCUUGUAACAUUUGAACAUCAGUGUGCAGCAAGAUCACUGUAUGACCCUUAAAUCUAAGAAUUAUGAUUUCACAUUUUUGCAAAGUGACUUAAAAAGGAAAUUCUAUAAUGUAACCUGUAAGAACCGUGCAUAUAUUUUUUGAUGACUUAAACAGAAACCAUAAUUAAGAUUGCAGUAAGUGACUUCUUUACGAGGACUGUCCUGCCUUAUUUUAACAAAUAUGAGCACUUUUCUACGUCAAGAGAGGAACGAUGAAGUGGAGCCAUGUGAAAGCUUUUGGUCACCUAUCUUUGUAAUUAGAUUUUAACCUGUUCUGUAUUCUUUAUACUGUGUACAGGUUAUGCAUUGCGUGUCCUGAAUGUAUGUGUACCACUUAGUUUAACUUACACGGCUUUGCAUUGUAUUUAAGAGCUUGAACCAAACUAUUCAUUCACAUGUGUAGAACCUAUGCAACACUUAUUUGGUAUACGGUAGUUUUACAGAGACGUUUAUAAGUUGAUUUAUUAAAAUAAAUAUGCCACGGCAAUCA